Messenger RNA from Aplysia californica (California sea hare), 1444 nucleotides. RefSeq lists its product as uncharacterized. The coding region runs from base 345 to 1226 and encodes 293 amino acids. Lineage: Eukaryota; Metazoa; Mollusca; Gastropoda; Aplysiida; Aplysiidae. The transcript has 2 exons. The record is from RefSeq and is a predicted model, not a curated record.
GGGAACCUGUAUUGAAACAAGAGACUCAAUGACUGCUGAGAGGAAGGAGACAGUUGAUGAGCCCGAAGCAGGUUAGAAUUUUAGCAAUAUAAAUUGAAGGUCUAGUGUUUGAUGAUAGUAAUCUGCAAUAUACCAGAAUGAUUCCCCCCUCCAAAGCUUUUGAACUUAAAUUAGUCUAAAUUUGUUGUCACUUUUAAAGUAAUUUUUUUUCCUUGGCAUCUGUCGUUGUUCAAAGCAGUGUUGAUCAGCAGGCGCGUGCUGUCUAUACAUUGCACUUAACAUAUUUUUGUUUUUCAAUUUCAGCAAGCAGUGAUCAGCCUAGACAUGCAACAAGUGAUUUUGACAUGGGGAAGACCAGCAGUGAAAUAGGACACCAAAGACCUGAACAGAAGCUCCCAGAAGAGGAAACCAUCAUUGAAAGAAGUGCAGAGAGGAAUACGCCAGUGGAGGUGCCUGGAAUAGAACUGCGUGAUCAACCCAAACAGCCAUCGACAGAAGUAAGUGAUGCCUUUGGGAUCAGCACUGAACCAAGUGAACCUGGGCCUUCAGAGAGAAAGCAGCCAACCAAAACGCCUGCACAGGAUCAAAUCAAGAAAGAACUUAGCAGAAUAAAUUCAGAAAUUUUGUACAUAAUGAACAUUAAAUCAUCAUGUGGAUUGAGUACAGACCUGAAAAAAACCCUAAAAAGUAGUGAAAAAGAAAAAGAAGAACUAGAAAAGAAGUUAAAAAGAAAGUUGACUGAUGCCAAAGCACAGGCAACUGCAAGGAGGAAAAAGGUGGCAAAACUUGAAAGUUUAUUGAAUGAGGCAGGGGAGAAAAUCAAACAUACACAUGGGAAACCUAGACUGGAAGAGAAUAUGGAGGGCCUUGCAGAAGCAAUAUAUAGUAUUGUUGUGCCGGAAGGGGCUGCUGAUGAGCGCCGAAGGACAGAAACGAUGAACACCAUAAAAACUUUAGAUGAUUUAAAAGGUGCUUUAGAAGAGAGAGGUUACAUCUUGUCGCGUUCUGCACUGUAUUAUAGGCUCAUUCCUGCAAAUGUCAGGAGCAUCGAUGGUAAACAUCAUUUUAGCACGGUCAAUAUUAAACUUUGUCGACCACAAAAUAAUCAAAGAAAGCCUCAUGUUGAUGGCCACUUUGCCACAGCCAGUGUUAAAUAUGUAAAGGAGUUGGCUAGUUUGUUUGGUGGGGACAACGUCUUUUUUUUGGUCUCAAGACGACAAGGCUAGAGUGCCUAUUGGACUGCCAAUAAGCAAAAAGCAGUCGUUGAUGCUAAUGCAUUUGCACUAUAAAGUGUCUCUCCCUGAUCAUGACUUUCCGAUCGGGGAGAAUCACAAACUCAUUCCUUCCGUCUAUGCCUGUUGUUUGCCAGGCAAAGACGGAAAUAUUGGGUAUAGCGGGCCCACAUACGUGGCUAUUCGCAGCGCCAAGCACAACAAAAGUUCUG